This is a messenger RNA of Haemonchus placei, 2634 nucleotides long. The record is from the annotation of a GenBank genome assembly. Lineage: Eukaryota; Metazoa; Nematoda; Chromadorea; Rhabditida; Trichostrongylidae.
AUGUUGGGGUUUUCAUCUUGCAAUCCUCUUCUUGUUCAGGUACUGUCUGGUGAUGCCGUAGUUCUGCAAGGUCAACCAACAAAUGGUCCUCCACCAGAGACCACUGUCUACCUUAGCAACGUCGUUGCCCCAAGACUCGGUAAACGUCCAACAGAAACUACCGCGGCUACCGUUGACGAGCCUUUCGCUUGGGAUUCGCGUGAGUUUCUUCGUAAGAAAAUUGUCGGUCAUGUGGUCACAUUCGUAAAAGAGUACACUGCUGCAUCUGGACGUGAUCAUGGCAAAAUUUACCUGGGAGGAACAAAUCCUGACAACGCGGAAAAUGUCACCGAAACUGCAGUCGCAGAAGGUUGGGUGGAGGUUAGACCUGGAAAGAUAGCGGAUGAAUAUGUCACAAAGCUGCUCGAAUUGCAAGAUCAAGCUAAGGCUGCUGGGAAGGGUAAAUGGGGUAGUUCGAGCGAUGCAAUUCGAGAGGUGAAGUGGGUCAUUGAAAAUCCGAGACAGCUGGUGGAUCAAUACAAGCAAAAACCUGUGGAUGCUGUUGUUGAGAUGGUCCGAGAUGGAUCAACAAUACGGGUCAUGCUUCUACCCAGCUUUGAAUACAUCACCUUACAAUUGUCUGGUGUGCGAGCACCAGCAACACGUGCCGGAACUGAUGGAAAAGCUGAACAGUUCGCAGAAGAAGCUAAAUACUUUGUCGAACAAAGACUUCUGCAGCAAGAUGUCAAGGUUGUACUCGAGUCGACGUCAAACCAGAAUCUCGUUGGUUCGGUUCUUCAUCCAAAAGGCAAUAUCGCCGAAUCGUUGUUGCGUGAGGGUUAUGCGAAGUGCGUUGACUGGAGUAUUGGACUGUGCACUGGUGGCGCCGAGAAGCUUCGAGCUGCUGAGAAGUUGGCCAAAGACAAAAAGCUGCGGUUGUGGCGAACUUAUCAGCCUUCUGCUGCAAGUGCUUUGACUGGGGACAAGAAGACCUUCACAGGAAAAGUCGUCGAAAUCAUUAUGUCUGACGCCAUGAUGGUUCGAAAAGCUGAUGGCUCAGAAGUCAAGAUUCACCUCGCUUCAGUGAGAUUGCCAAGGGACUCUGACGAAAAGCCGUCCGUUGGAAGGCAAUUCCGUCCGCUCUAUGAUGUUCCAUUCAUGUUCCAAGCGAGAGAGUUCCUUAGGAAGAGGUUGAUUGGUAAAACUGUCACGGUGACAGUGGAUUACAUCCAACCCAAGUCGGAACAGUUCCCUGAGAAGACGUGCUGCACUGUGAAAGUUGGUGAACUUAACAUCGCGGAGGCUUUGAUUCUAAAGGGACUGAGCAAGGUGGUGAGACAUCGAUCGGAUGACGAGAACAGAUCGUCUGAAUACGACGCUUUAUUGGCUGCAGAGGCAAAUGCUGAAAAGAGUAAGAAGGGGUUGUUUGCUGAUAAGAGUGCUGACAAAAAGGACACCCUCCGUAUCCAAGAACUUCAAGGAGAUCUGGCCAGAAGCAAGCAAUUCCUUCCGUAUCUGCAGAGGAGCACGCGAGCAGAAGGUGUUGUGGAAUUUAUUGCAAGCGGAUCGCGGCUUAGGAUCUACAUCCCCAAGGAGACGGUGGUUAUCACGUUCCUACUUGGCGGAAUAAAUUGCCCCAAGAGCGGCAGGCCCGGACCAGGAGGAGUAACAGGUCCAUCGGAACCUUUUGCUGAAGAAGCCGCUGCUUUCACUCGUCGUCUGGUACUACAACAUGAAGUCGAAAUAGAGGUUGAAGGAUUGGACAAGAUGGGAAACUUCAUCGGAUAUCUGUUCCUUACACCUGAAGGAGGCGGCAAGCCACAGAACCUCUCUGAGGUGCUGCUUGAACAGGGCCUAGCUACAUUGCAUUUCACUGCGGAAAGGAGUGCACACUACAACCAGCUGGCGGCAGCGGAACAACGUGCAAAAGCCGCUUUGAGAAAUAUCUGGCAAAACUAUAAGGAGGAAGAAGUUGUACCUGAUGAGGUGAUUACCCAACAGAACGACACGGCCGAAAGACGAGUUCAGUAUAAGAAAGUAGCUGUCACAGAUGUCUCGAAGGGUACCCUGAACUUUGCUGCACAACUCGUUGAGGACGGACCGAAACUCGAGAAGAUGACUGCGGAUUUCCGUGAAUAUCUUCGCCAGCACCCACCCAUGACUGGAGCAUUCAACCCCAGGCGCGGUGACUUGUGUGCGGCACCGUUUUCUGUUGAUGGUUUAUGGUAUCGUGCCAAAGUGGAAAGCGUUCGAUCUGGUCAGGCAGAGGUUCUUUUCGUGGAUUAUGGAAAUCGAGAAACUGUACCAGCUACUUCCUUGGCUCAGCUUCCACCAGGAUUUGCUUCUUUCCCACCAGGAGCGAAAGAAUACGGACUGGCCUUGGUGGCGAUACCAAAUGAUAAGGAGUAUGGGUUGCAGUGCGAAGAUGCACUCCAACAGUUGCUAUUCUCUGUUCCCACUGCCGAAAUCAAUAUUGAAUACAAAGUUGGCUCAACUGAAUACUGCCAGGUGAUGAUUGAGUGUGCUGGAAAGAAACUUGACGUGGGCAAAGCUCUAAUCGAAGAUGGUUACGCGUUGGUUGAAAAGAGGAAGGAAAAGAGACUUCAAUCAAUGGUGAUUUCUUUUCCUGGACGCUUACUCUUACAAUUAGUUACC